This is a messenger RNA of Acanthosepion pharaonis, 573 nucleotides long. The record is from the annotation of a GenBank genome assembly. NCBI's taxonomy places the organism in Eukaryota, Metazoa, Mollusca, Cephalopoda, Sepiida, Sepiidae.
AUGUUCAUUAUUUAUUCUGCUUCUUUACAACCUAGUCCAUUAGAUUCUGCACAGAGAAGUUCCGCUUACAUCCGGCACAAACUUGGUGGGAGAUCAAGUUCCUUGGAAAUUGAUGAAUCAAAAACUGGAAUUUCUACUUUCUCUUUGUCACCUAAUCCUUCACCUGUAAGCUCAAUCCAAAACCUAACACAAUCUAAAUCCAGUGGUAGGAAGAAAUCUGAGGAUAUAUAUGUGGUACUGUAUAAUUUCAAGGGGAAAGAGAAAGAUGAUCUUGACCUCAGAGCUGGUUGGCGCCUUUCAGUCCUUGAUAAUUCUAAAAAGGAUUGGUGGAAGGGCAAAUGUAAUGGCAAAUCUGGACAUUUUCCUGCUGCCUAUGUAGAACGUCUGCAACCAGGACAACGUAUCUUUCAGGUGACAAGCCCUAUCCACAUCAAUGAAGGGGAUGUAGAUGUGCGCUUUCAUAAAGAUCAAAUUGUUCUCCAGGUUGGAGAGGAGUCAAAUGGAAGUAUCUUGGUUAAGUCAAUGAACAACAGACAAGCAGUCUGCCCACUGAAGUACCUGGUAGAAGUAUAA